Molecule: messenger RNA, 3446 nt
Organism: Mugil cephalus (flathead mullet)
Lineage: Eukaryota; Metazoa; Chordata; Actinopteri; Mugiliformes; Mugilidae
Product: nectin-1-like
Exons: 8
Coding region: 1774-2886 (370 amino acids)
Biological process (GO): homophilic cell-cell adhesion; heterophilic cell-cell adhesion
Cellular component (GO): adherens junction
Source: RefSeq, a predicted model, not a curated record
GAAGGAAAGUAUACAGUAUACAAAUUUCAUUUUUUGAAUGGAAUUACUGAGAUAAAUCAAGUUUUUGAUGAUAUUCAUGGUUACUGGCCAGCACCUGUACAUGAGGAAACUUGUAAAGUAUUGCUGUGCUAAAUGAAUGUAUAGAAAGUAAAUGUGGAUAUGUCAGCUUUAAGUUCUGAUAAUAGCAGAAGAUUAUAAGGUACACAAGAAAGAGAAAAGGCCAGAGAGAGAGUGAGUAGCCCACAUCUUCACCUCUCUCAGGGCGUUGGAGUCUGAAGUAAAGCACAUGCUGGAUGACGGGGUUGCAGUACCAUCUUCCUCCAGUUGGUGGUGGACAAAUCACAUCCUGUUUUACAAUAGAAACAUUUUAUUUUUGAAGCCAAAGUGUCCAAUUCUUCUUACUUCUCAGGUUGCUUAUUUUGUAUAAAAAAUGUUUUAUAAAUAAGUAUGUGUCCAAAGAUGAUUAUGGAGGGCUGUUUGUAUAUUGUGACAUUUUAUAAGAACUUCCUGACUAGUUGCAUCACUGUGUGGUACGGCGUCUGCAUUGCAAAGCCCUCUGCAUUACAGGUGACCAAGCCAUCACACAGCUCUGUGUAUAAGUUGUUGCACUUAAGUCCGUUGAGGAAAGAUUUCCAUCCUGUUGCACAUAAGUCAGAAUUGACAAUAAAGUUACUUUGACUUUUAACUUUCAACAUUAUAAUGUUGAGUCAUGUCACAGCGACUUGUGACCUUUGAAGUCUGAUCAUUUCAAGUCCAUUCCCUCAAGACGUUCCUGGUUCCUGAGACACUGGAUUCAAAAGAAGGCGACAAACAUGAAAACAUAAUGACUCCAGCCACAGCUGCAGACAUUGUUUCAUAAUUCUGAAUCCUUUAAUUAUUCUCUCCUUAUGAGACAACAUAUCUCAUAAUUAUGUGGAUUAUCACAUUCAUCUGAUUCUGAGUCUUGGUUAGACCUUCACCUACAUGGCCACGAAAAAUGUUUGAGUGUUCAUGAGGUUUAGUGGUUAGUUGGUGAUACAGUAUAAUAAUAAGACCUCAGCUUUGAUGUGGUGCAUACAGACCAAGUCUACACAACUCUUCUUUCAAAAGACAAAACCAUGUUUAUAUUUAAAACCAUCACCUUAAGACAUUAAUAGUAAAAGUAAAAUAACUGAGUAGAAUUCAGUUAGUAUAAUUUAAUUUACUGGUAAUUAUGUCGAUAUGAAGUUUUAAUUUAAUCUCUUGAAGGUUGUUUCAGUUUCUGACUUGCAGCAGCUUCCUCACUGAGUUUUCAUGAUGACUGUCUGUUGUGUUUAUUUUUACUUUACCAGGAACUUCAGGAUUUUUGUCUUCAAAUGUAAAUAUUUUAUUUUUCUUGUGCAUGCAUGUAAAUAUGUUUGACCUUCAACCAGAUAUUUAUUAGGUGAUCAGAUGACGUUAAAGCACACCCUCUCGGGUAAUAUUGCUUAAUUAAAAAAUUGUCACAUGGUUCACUGGAGAUCCAAGCAGGACGAACCGCAGAGAGAGAGAGAGAGUCUGCCCUGAGCAGAGCAUUUCUACUGAGAUCCUCAUCAGCAGGCAGCACCAGGAAUAGAUAGGACAGAGGAGGAAUAUCUAUCUACUGCUAUGAGCUCAGUUCAUCAUAGGUAACCUAUGAAGGAAAACGGCUUUUUAAAAUCUGAACCAGAAUUUUUUGCAUUUUGGCCAUGCACAGAAGUAGACGCCCAAGAAGAAUUCAGUGGCCUCGGCCUCGGCAUCCGGGAGUAUCACCGGAAAUGCCUCAUCUAGUUGCCCAUGCCACGGUUUGAGCUUGCUGUGUCUCGGGGGAGAGACGUCAGUUUGCGCUGUUCCCGUGAGUCGCAGUCUCCGAUCGAAUGGAUGGAGCCACGUCUUUUUUGUGUGCCCUUUAUGGGCAAAAUUUUCCUGAAACGUGAAAUCACCGUGAGUUGUAAACUACUGCUGGUGCUGUCAGUUACACUGAUGAGCAGAAACACCGAAGCCCUCCAGGUGAUUGGUGGAAGCACAACAGUGGUGAAAGGAGGGACCGCUAUCUUACCCUGCAGACUCAUUGAGACCUCAGAGACCCUGACUCAGAUUACAUGGCAGAGGAGAACCAGAGAAAAACCUAAAACUGACAACUUCUACACAAUCAACUUGGAUGGACCCCAAUAUGUUAACGGACCUGAUAAUCGAUUUGAGUUUAUUGGGAGUUUUUCUGACAGAAAUGGAUCUCUACAGUUGUCCAAUGUUCAAUUGAAGGAUGAAGGCAGCUACACGUGCAUCUUCACUUUGUUCCCCAGUGGAAAUCACAAGACAGAGAUACCUCUGAACCUGCUUGUGCCUCCAGUCACAAGCCUGAAGGGUAAUCAUUUAACUUUGGGUACUGGAGAAGUUUCCCUUGCUACCUGCACGGCUGCCGGCUCCAAGCCUCCUUCAGAGGUGACCUGGCUCACUGGUACCGUGGCAGUGAGGGUGACGACCAACUCCACCCAGCAUGACAACGGUACAACGACCACAACCAGCUCACUGUUUGGAGUCCCUACCACAGAAAUCAACAACCAGUCAGUUCAGUGUGUCAUCACAACAACAGGCCUGCCUGAAGAACAAGUCCUGCCUUUGACCAUCCAAGUUCACUUCCCACCAAUGGAUAUGACAAUUGUUCAACGUUCUGAAAACUCGUAUGAAUGUGUGGCCAACGCCAACCCAGAGGCACAUUUCACCUGGAGCAGGUCUGAUCAGUCUUUGCCUGAGUCUGAUAUUAAAGUUCAGGGUGCAACUCUGCAGUUUUUGAGGAAGACCUCUAAUCUGAAUGGGCUCUAUCAGUGUGAAGCUGUCAACCCGUAUGGAAGAAAAGGUGGAGGUCAGAUCCACGUGUAUAUGGAUUUUGGCUCCUGCACUGCUGCCUGAACCUUAUUUGGUCUUCUGCUUUCCCUGAACAUUGUAGCCUCAGUGUGGUACCUUCAUAAACACAAGAAUACUCUUCUAUGCAGAGAAGCAGUAAAAAACACUGUCCCAACAUCUCCUCCAAGCAAUGACGGCGGAGAAGAGGAACCUCUGACAGCUAAAAAUGAGAGAAUCUGAAGCAAAUGUUUGAGGAUCAUCUGAUCAGUGAAGAGUUGGACAGAGAACAUGGACAGGUGUUGUGUUGUGUAAGGGAAGAUGACAAACUAAAGAUAUGAGUCUAGUACAUGAGGAAACUUGUAAAGUACUGUGUUUGUGCUAAAUGAAUGUAUAGAAAGUAAAUGUGGGUAUGUCAGCUUUAAGUUCUGAUAAUAGCAGAAGAUUAUAAGGUACACAAGAAAGAGAAAAGGCCAGAGAGAGAGUGAGUAGCCCACAUAUUCGCCUCUCUCAGGGCGUUGGAGUCUGAAGUAAAGCAUAUGCUGGAUGAUGGGGUUGCAGUACCAUCUUCCUCCAGUUGGUGGUGGACAAAUCACAUCUUGUUUUACAAUAAAAACAUUUUAUUUUUG